UGGCAUCUAACAUUUUGAUUUGCAAUAUGUUCUAAGUGGAUGUGAUGUGUCUAGAAAGUUUUCUAUCAUUGUAGGCAGUUAAAAAAAGUUAUCUCACAGUUGACUAUGUGAAAUCUUGUUGAAAGAUUCAUCAACACGAAGAUGAAAAUCACAGAAUCUUUACAGAAUCUGAUAAGCGACAGCACUGAUGACUUCACAGAGGAACAGACGGUUUUCCCAGAUCCUUUGGACAGGCCUUUGUCCUCCAUAGAAAAAACAUUUCUUCUUCAUGCUGAGAGGGGAGACUGUGCAACAGUAAGAAGGAUAAUUGAUGAAUAUAAAAACGCCCCAGCCGAUUUCGAUAUCAACUGCGUAGAUCCGUUGAAUAGAUCUGCUCUGAUUUCAGCUAUAGAAAAUGAAAAUAUUGAACUUAUCAGGCUUCUUUUAGAAGAAGGAAUUCUGGUCAAGGAUGGUUUACUUCAUGCCAUAAAAGAAGAAUAUGUAGAAGCAGUGGAAGUUUUGCUGAACUGGGAAGAAGACCAUCAUAUUCCUGGAAAACCGUAUAGUUGGGAGAGUUUAGAUCGGGCAUCGGCCUCUUUCACUGCAGAUAUUACCCCGUUGAUUUUGGCGGCUCACAAGAACAAUUAUGAGAUCAUCAAGUUAUUGUUGGAUAGAGGAGCAACUUUGCCAAUGCCACACGAUGUCAGAUGUGGAUGCGACGAAUGCACCUUCUCCAGCAAAGCGGAUUCUCUGCGUCAUUCUCAGGCAAGAAUAAAUGCCUACCGAGCAUUGUCAUCCCCUUCCUUGAUAUCUUUAUCUUCAAAUGAUCCGCUUUUAACUGCUUUCGAAUUAUCUUGGGACCUGCGUAGAUUAAGUAGAAUGGAAACGGAAUUCAGAAUGGAGUAUAUAGAUAUGAGAAACCAAGUCCAAAAUUUUGCAACAUCCUUAUUGGAUCAUGCAAGAACAUCUUAUGAAUUGGAGAUAAUGCUGAACUACGAUCCUGAAGGAGAAGAGACUUGGGUAACUGGAGAGAGACAGACUCUGGAGAGAUUGAAGUUAGCCAUUAAAUACAAACAAAAAGCAUUUAUAGCUCAUCCCAAUGUUCAGCAAUUACUGGCUUCCAUUUGGUACGAAGGACUUCCAGGUUUUCGGAGAAAAAGUAUGAUUGGUCAAGUAUUUCAAGUAGCGAAGAUCGGAAUGAUGUUUCCAGUUUAUUCAUCCAUCUAUAUGCUGGCACCCACAUCGAAAAUGGGACAGUUUAUGAAAAAACCUUUCGUCAAAUUCAUCUGUCACUCUACUUCGUACGCAUUUUUCUUGAUGUUAUUAGGAGCUGCAUCGCAAAGGAUUGAAAUACUCUUUCUUGAAUGGUUCGGGACUGAUUGGGUUCAAGAUAUGGUGAGAGAGUGGAAAAGAAAAGAAAGAGGAGCUCUAUUCGGAAUAGCGGAAUGUGGAGUGAUCAUCUAUGUAAUAAGUUUGAUUUGGGCUGAGAUGCGGUCAUUAUGGUGUGAUGGUUUAGAGGAGUAUGUGUCAGAUUUAUGGAAUAUCGUCGAUUUUAUAACAAAUUUCUUCUAUGUCAUUUGGCUGGCUUUGAGACUCGCAUCAUUUUAUGUCACUUGGAGAGAUGAAAAUUUGGGUAAACACACAUGGUAUCCUCGAGAGGAGUGGGACUCUUUCGAGCCAAUGUUAUUAGCAGAAGGAGCAUUUGCAGCUGGUAUGAUCUUCAGCUUCCUGAAACUAGUCCACAUAUUCAGUGUGAACCCCCAUUUAGGACCCUUGCAAAUAUCACUAGGGCGGAUGAUAAUCGACAUAGUGAAAUUUUUCUUCAUUUAUUCUUUGGUACUUUUCGCAUUUGGUUGUGGAAUGAAUCAACUCCUCUGGUACUAUGCCGAACUGGAGAAAAAGAAAUGUUUCCAUCUUCCAAACGGUCUUCCUGAUUUCGAGGGAGCUGAUAAAGCUUGCGCUAUUUGGAGAAGAUACGCCAAUUUAUUCGAAACUUCGCAGUCACUUUUCUGGGCCAGUUUUGGAUUGGUGGACUUGAUAUCCGUUGACCUAACUGGAAUAAAAGGUUUCACGAGAUUCUGGGCUCUCUUGAUGUUCGGAUCUUACUCGGUUAUCAAUAUAAUUGUUCUACUCAAUAUGCUGAUUGCCAUGAUGUCCAACUCUUAUCAGAUUAUAUCGGAAAGAUCGGAUACCGAGUGGAAAUUUGCCAGGAGUCGUCUGUGGGUGAAUUACUUUGAAGAUGGUGACAGUUUGCCAGCGCCUUUCAAUAUUUUACCAUCUCCAAAAACUUUAUUCAGGAAGAUGGGGUGUGGUGUAGGACAAAUACGGACUAAGAGCUUCAGGGAGAAAUCAAGGGAGAAGGCACGCGAAAAACACGAGACAGUAAUGAAGUUACUUAUAAGAAGAUACGUCACUGCAGAACAGAGAAAGCGUGAUGACUACGGAAUUACUGAAGAUGACGUCAUGGAAAUAAGACAAGACAUAUCAAGCCUCAGAUACGAACUCAUAGAUAUUUUGAGGAAGAAUGGAAUGAGAACUCCACAAAUUAAUUUCCAAGAUGUACAAGUAUCUGGAAAGAAAGGAAAGGUGAUGGAGAGGCGUCUUCUGAAGGACUUCCACAUCGGCAUAGUUGAAGGCCUCGUCCAAGAAAUGUCUAUGAGUCCCAAUGAACCAAAGAACGUUUUUGGCCAGAUUGCAAAAGUUAUCGGCCGAAGAACGACUUCGAAGAAGAAAGAUUGGAAUGCUCUAGUGAAAAAUAGUAAUAUUACCAGUGAUCCCAUUGGAACAGCUCAAGAAUUUGAAUACACCAUAAACAAGAGGCAGAGUUUGAGAAGGCACAUUCUGAGCAACGUCAAAACGCAUGUUAAACUGGACGAUGAAAAACUGAUAGAAUAUAAUCCAAAACUCUCGGAAAUUCCAAGAACAGCAAGAGUUGCGUACGCAAAAUUCAUGACGAAAAAAAUUGAAGGUGACUACAAGCAAGACACCGUACAAGUUCCUGACGGAUUACAAGAAGGAAAAGGAAAUAACACAAGAGAUAGCACUAAAAGUAAACAGAGUGUACGUUGUAAGCAAAGUAUACGACAUGGUCGCCAGUCUGUCAAAUUUAAAAAUUCUGAAUGUUCAUCUGAUCAACCGGUUCAAUCACAUAACGAAGACGUACUAGAGAGUGAUGGACAUUCUACAUACCAAGACACACACGGAACUUGCUUAUCACCACUGCUGGAAAUUGAUAAAACGCCGUCAACUUCUCGUUCAGCAACACCAGUCUUCAGAGAUCUAGAAAGUCAUCCAUAUAAACAAGAGGGUCUGGAUACCGAAAACUCAACAGAAAGACAGGAUACCGAAAACGCAAUAGAAAGACAGGAUAGUGAAAAACACGACAGCCUGGAUUCAGAACAAUCGACGGCUGGCCAAGACACCCAGCAAGCAAACGAUGAGUUUGAGGAGAAAUCUAGCAUUACUCAAACAUCGUUAGCGAAUAUCAACACUCCAAUCGAUAAUGAAAACGAAGUAGAUAACGAGAAUGUCGAAAAGAAAACUGAUGUGUCGCAUUCGUCAUCGAAUAAUGAGAGACAAACAAAUCCAUCUUCCAAAUCGAAACUGACUGGAAAAAUACGUACCGGGUGGAUUUGAAUUCUAGAAAUUCACUGGAUUCAGGUGUCAUAUUGACAUCUGCUCAUCAAUUUUAGAAAGAAUUACUUUUAGGGCCGUAGAUAGAACGAUUACACCAGUAUGAUUCGUUUUCUUUACUAAUAAAUGUUAAGAUUCUGAA
Leptinotarsa decemlineata (Colorado potato beetle) is the source of this 3754-nucleotide messenger RNA. It is a transcript of the gene trp, whose product is annotated as transient receptor potential. The record is from RefSeq and is a predicted model, not a curated record. Gene Ontology annotation, biological process: calcium ion transmembrane transport; regulation of cytosolic calcium ion concentration. Gene Ontology annotation, molecular function: store-operated calcium channel activity; protein binding; inositol 1,4,5 trisphosphate binding. Lineage: Eukaryota; Metazoa; Arthropoda; Insecta; Coleoptera; Chrysomelidae. Gene Ontology annotation, cellular component: cation channel complex; plasma membrane.